AUGUCCUCCCCCACCCCCGAUCAGAUCAAAACCCUCGAGCAAUCGCGUCAACGACUGGUGCAACUGACGCAUUCUCUGGCCUCGUUGAUCACCAGUUUGAAUCAGAGUGAUCCGCUACCUUCGUGGACCUCCCUCCAAUCCCAAGCAACAAUCAUCUCCAAUAACCUCCUCACCAUCUCCGACCACCUCUCCGAAAACCGUGACCUCCUCUCCUCCCUCGUCGCUUACCCGGCCCCCUCCUACCCCUCGCGCAACCCGACCAACACCGUCGCCCUCGAGCAGCUCCUCCGCACGAAACUCGAUCCCCGCGUCGAGGACUGGGUGGCCCGCGGUCGGAAGGCGGGCGGUCUCGUCGGGGGUGCUUCGACUGGUGGAUACCCCGAUGCAGGCGCAGCUGCCGGCGCAGGGCUGGACGAUUUAGCUGCGCUCGCGGAGCUGUGGGAUUGGGCGCCCGUCGAGGCGAAUCAGGAGGCGAGGCGGAGGAAUUGGGGCGGUAACUUUACGUUGGAGGAGCGGGAGGGUGGAAUCGGAAAUGUGGUGACUGGGCUGCGGAGAGUGUUGGAGGAUGAUGACGAUGAUGAUGAUGAAAGUGGCAGUGAGGAUGAGGAAGACGAGGAAGGGGAGGGAGAGGCGGAGGAGAUGGAGGUUGUUGGGGUGAGGAGGAAGUCCGGUGCAGCCGCUGGGCUGGAGUUUGAAAUUGCGCCUGCUUCUGCUGGUGGCCACCACCACCAGCAGCAGCAGAAGAUGGAUGCGCCUGCGGUGCCUUUGGAUGAGAUUUUGAGGUUCAUGACUGUUGGCGUUAUGCCC
This is a messenger RNA of Aspergillus saccharolyticus JOP 1030-1, 807 nucleotides long. RefSeq names its product RNA polymerase II mediator complex subunit MED8 (gene med8). The transcript is spliced from 2 exons. Gene Ontology annotation, molecular function: transcription coregulator activity; RNA polymerase II cis-regulatory region sequence-specific DNA binding. Gene Ontology annotation, biological process: regulation of transcription by RNA polymerase II. The annotation marks the transcript as partial. The record is from RefSeq and is a predicted model, not a curated record. NCBI's taxonomy places the organism in Eukaryota, Fungi, Ascomycota, Eurotiomycetes, Eurotiales, Aspergillaceae. Gene Ontology annotation, cellular component: core mediator complex; mediator complex.